Cooperia oncophora is the source of this 996-nucleotide messenger RNA. The record is from the annotation of a GenBank genome assembly. Lineage: Eukaryota; Metazoa; Nematoda; Chromadorea; Rhabditida; Trichostrongylidae.
AUGAGGAAGACGCCAUCGUUCAAUACCAGACGCGGCCAUUCUGUCUCCAGAAAUAGCACUAGCCGUUGGGAAGACCUGGGUGCUAUCGAUAUGAGAGGUUUUGUUGACCGGAAGCAGGACCUUCAAAGUGGAAGUAAGAGGGCAACGAUACGAUCAUGGAAGAAUUACUAUACCAUUUUGUGUGGACAAUUGAUGUGCUUCUUCAAGGAUGAAUCGUCGUUCUACGAGAACAUUGCCGCUGCACCCCCUGUCUACAUUUACGGUGCACGAUGUGAACCGUUCCCAGAAUACGUCAAGAGAAAGCAUGCUUUCCGGCUGGCAACCCAAGAUGGUGCAGAGUACAUUUUCGCCUGCAGCGAUGAGCGACAAAUGCUUGAAUGGGUGGCCAAAGUGAAGUUCCAUGCUGAUCUCGCCCCUAGCAACCAACUGAAGUCAUACGCCUAUCAUGAAGCAGGAGGCCAACACCUGCCACCAUUACGACGUUACGACGCUGGUUCACGAUCCAGUGACGAACUACCUCCGGUGCCAAUGCGUCGCAGCAUUCGCGACGACUCCCGUCCGACUUCACGAGUAUCGGCCUUUGAUGCGUACGAUGGUGCGCAACAAAACUCGGCUAUUCGUACAAGCGCUGGACAAUACAAUGAAUACAAUUCACUCCCUCGUGGAGCCUCAAUAGCCGUAGAAACGUCUCUUCGUCUCUCCUCAACGCUUCCACGAGGCAACCGUAGUGGUCAACCUAUUCGAGUUGAUUCCUUCAAUUCGCUGAAUAGCUCUACUUCAACUAUGCCAGUACUUUUCGAACCACGAAAAGCAACGGUAGCACGACGCCCCAGUAGACGUCAAUCAAUCUACGCAGAAAGCAUCUAUGGUGAUAUGGAUGAAGUAGUGGAGGUCGUGGAGGUCGUUGAAGGAGCUGUUGAAAACGGUUCGUGUGCCACUUAUUUGUUGGCACUCUGUUGGAUACUAACGAUCACGUUGGAGGGUCUGUCCGGCUGA